CUGACGCUUGUGGACGCAAUGUGACCAUCAGUGAAUCUGAUGCUUCUGAGCGCAGUUUAUCUAGCAGUUUAUGCACACAUGCUGCGACAAAUGAGCGCUUCCACGCCAUCGCCCGCACCUCCCGUACCAUGUUUAGCGGCUCCCAGUGAACGUUCUCGAAGCGUAAAAGUCUUUCCUCAAAGCUGGCAUCAUCUCCCUCGAGCCAAUCAGUACAGUAAUCAGGUAUAGCUGGAUCUCCAGCGCAAGCAGGAAGAAUAAGUUCCUUGCUUGUCUUUCCUAGUUCCUUCGCAGGGUGCCUUUUCGCAAGAUCACUCAGCCCUUUUCGAAUUGUGUUCGUAAUAUUUUUAAUAGCCAUUUCUUCAAUUUCUUCCACAAUACCAGGAUUUAAUAUAUACUUACCUGCCGAAUACCGAAUUGAAUGCGGCUCUACCAAUGACCCAAGUACCAUCUGCGCCACUGCCGUCCUGUCACAAGAAGCUCAUUAACGCCGAUGCAAACUGAACAAAGUGCUGGUAUAAAUGGUGUCGCACCUCAGCAGUCAGGUGCUGCUCAGGCCAAGGCAGCUGCGGCGAAAGAUGUUGGGUCAAUCGACUUAUCGACGACGAUGGUCCCAUGCAGCACGGCCCUGUCAGUCCCUCAAAGGCUCGCCAUAUCAAUACAGCCUCCAGAAGCCACCCGGCCGGGAAUAGAACUAUUCCCCCCCAUCAAGGUACGGUUGUUGCAGCCCGAGGACAUGCCAAACGUCUGGGCCACCGUGAUGCUGCUCAACAAUGGUACAGAUGUUACAUAUCAGCUCGGGGGAGAACUCUAUCAGUCUCCCAGUGAUGAUGGAACCUUUUGUUUCCCUGGGCUGACAAUCCUUAACGAAGGAAUGUAUUGCCUUAGGAUAUUGCUAUAUCAUAUGGAUAUCGACUCUUUCCCUAAAGGUAUUGCUCAGGUCGGGUGCGUGGAUAGCAAUGAUAUCAUUAUAGCACCUCGACCUAACUUCACGACAAUCUUUGGAUCCAUUGGGGAUGUUACAACUGCUCAAGUCUCUGUCGCACAACCACUAUUGUGGCAAACAGUGGAUGCCAACACGUGCAUAGACGAUCACACUGGUUACUUUCCAAACUUGAAAAUCCAUGCAAGUUCAUCUGUUAUAAUUAAGGAGCGGAUCGAGUAUCCGAAGAUCGAGUAUCCGAAGUAUAUGGUAUUUAUACCAGUUUUCAAUUUCAUGCUGGAAACUGCAAAUUUGGAACAUGGACUCUACAACUUCGGAGAUGGGUUGUUUCGGGAUGAGGACGGUGUAUGGUUUGAUGAUGGGAAGGUUGAACGGGCUGAAGGCCUAGAUGAGUCAAUUUGGCUUGGUGAAGAUGGGGAAAUGUAUCGCAAAAGGACAGAUGGUGUGUUUAACGGCUUAUUUGUGGGGUUGGAGAGAAGGGUGGCGAUGGUAGUGGAUGGCGACAAUAGUGUCAUCUGUAUUGCGCAUAAUGUUUUGAUUGAACUGAGAGAGGAGUAUAAUCCAACGGCAUGGGACGAGAAGGAUAAAUGAGAGAAUAAAGGGCGGAUG
This is a messenger RNA of Pseudogymnoascus destructans, 1549 nucleotides long. RefSeq lists its product as uncharacterized. Bases 491 to 1531 code for a protein of 346 amino acids. The record is from RefSeq and is a predicted model, not a curated record. The transcript has a single exon. Lineage: Eukaryota; Fungi; Ascomycota; Leotiomycetes; Thelebolales; Thelebolaceae.